Messenger RNA from Phaedon cochleariae (mustard beetle), 1420 nucleotides. The record is from the annotation of a GenBank genome assembly. NCBI's taxonomy places the organism in Eukaryota, Metazoa, Arthropoda, Insecta, Coleoptera, Chrysomelidae.
AGAACCACACCAAACACGAUACAGAACUCAAUCAAAAUGUCAAAAAAUAAAUUUUCGUGAUACAAUGAGACAUCAAAAUUCUAGUAUAACUCGCAAACAUGAGCUCCAAUAAUGUCAACGGCACGCAAAGAACUACAAAUAAAAGAAUCAGAAGACGAAGUACUCUUGAAGAAAGGUUACAAAAUAAUCAAGAAAUUAGGUGAAGGCUCCUAUGCACCGGUCUACUUCACAGAAUACACCAUCAAAAACGAAACAGCGAGAGGAAAAAGCACUGGUGAGAAAGAAACUGUCCUCAAACUUGCCUGUAAAAUCAUCGAUACCAAAAGAGCCCCCAAAGACUAUGUAAAGAAAUUUUUACCGAGAGAGUUAGACGUUAUGACCAGAAUGAACCACCCUCAUAUCGUGCACAUACAAAGCAUAUUCCAAAGGAAGUCCAGGUAUUUCAUCUUCAUGCGUAUGGAGCACACCGAUCUUUUGGAUUGCAUUCUGGAAAACGGACCAAUAUCCGAAGGUCGAGCGAGACUGUGGUUCAGACAACUAGUGCUAGCAGUCCAGUAUUUACACGAAAUGGGAGUAGCCCACAGAGAUUUGAAGUGUGAGAACUGCCUGAUCUCCUUCAACAACAACCUGAAGCUAGCUGACUUCAGUUUCGCUAGGUACGUUAUUGAUGGCCACGGAAAAAAACUCACCAGCUCCACAUACUGCGGUUCCUUGAACUACGCAGCUCCAGAAGUUCUGAAGGGCACCGUCUAUUACCCCAAGAAUUCCGACUGUUGGUCCAUCGGAGUCAUUCUUUUCGCUAUGGUCAACAAGGCCAUGCCCUUCGAAGACAAGAACGUGAAAAACUUGGUGGACCAACAGCUGAAUAAGAAGUGGAAGUUCAGGGCCAAGGUGGUGGACUAUCUGAGUCCCGAGAUUAAAACUCUGACGGAGCACCUCUUGGAACCUGAUCCGCUCAAACGGUGGUUGACAGAUCAAGCGAUAGACUCUGAUUGGAUCAGGCUCGAUCCGAGAUUGAUCAGUCUAACUGUAGAUGAACAAACGUGUCUGGUUCAAGCCAGGCAGCUCAAAGAGAUUUACAUGGAGAAAUUGAGAAAGAAAACCAAGUUUGAAGGAGGAGUUACUGGUGAAACUAAUAAGGUAAGAGUUGAAGCACCUGCUGAGAAGACUGAACAGGAGGAAGACGGAUUCAAGGUCCUCAAACGUAGUUUGACAAGAGGAGGAGAAGGAAGCAAGAUUUAUCAGAGUCGCCUGAGAGUCUGAGAAUUGAAACUGAUUUGAAUUACAUGAAAUUUCGAUGAGAGUCGAAAACAAUUAAUCAAUAUAUUCACGACAAUCGUUAGAAAAUAGUGUAACAAUGAAACCAACACAAAAAUGAUUGUAUUCGACUUCAAAUUCAAUAAUAAAAUAUUGCAGAUCA